AAAACAAAAAUUAAAUAAAUAAAUAAAAAUCUAAAUAUUACAGCUUACCCUUGAUCUCUCCACAUCUAUAAAUUUUAACAUGCAUAACCAAGAUGAACAGUGAGAUACAACUAAUUAUAAGAGGAGAAACACAUAUAUGGAGGGUUCAUGUGAGUAUGCAAGAGAGUCCAAGGAUGUAUCCCUUCAAGAACUUAGAGAUAGAGUUGCAGAGUUUGCUGAAGUUAGAGGAUGGGAGCAAUAUCACAGUCCUAGAAAUCUCCUUUUGGCACUUGUAGGAGAGGUGGGAGAGCUAUCAGAGAUAUUCCAAUGGAAAGGAGAGGUUGCAAAAGGGCUACCAAAUUGGAGUUCUGCUGAUAAGGAGCAUCUGGAGGAAGAGCUUUCUGAUGUUUUGCUCUAUCUUAUUCGUCUUGCUGAUGUAUGUGGGCUUGAUCUUGGCCAGGCUGCAAUGACAAAGAUUGUUAAAAAUGCUAGGAAGUACCCAGUUGAUGAUCAAUCAUCAACUUGAUCCACCUAUUACAAGUACAACUAUGAAUUGAAUUGAAUUGUUUUGCAGCCUCCUUGUAGACAACAAGUUCUUUUCAUUCCCUGUCCUGAUGUUUUGUAAUUCUAAUCAAGAUUUAGUUGAGUUCUGCUA
Messenger RNA from Ricinus communis (castor bean), 634 nucleotides. RefSeq names its product dCTP pyrophosphatase 1. The transcript is spliced from 2 exons. Gene Ontology annotation, molecular function: nucleoside triphosphate diphosphatase activity. Bases 137 to 505 code for a protein of 122 amino acids. Gene Ontology annotation, biological process: nucleoside triphosphate catabolic process. NCBI's taxonomy places the organism in Eukaryota, Viridiplantae, Streptophyta, Magnoliopsida, Malpighiales, Euphorbiaceae. The record is from RefSeq and is a predicted model, not a curated record.